Cladophialophora carrionii CBS 160.54 is the source of this 459-nucleotide messenger RNA. RefSeq lists its product as uncharacterized. The transcript has a single exon. The coding region runs from base 1 to 459 and encodes 152 amino acids. Lineage: Eukaryota; Fungi; Ascomycota; Eurotiomycetes; Chaetothyriales; Herpotrichiellaceae. The record is from RefSeq and is a predicted model, not a curated record.
AUGGCUUCUCCUGCACAGACCACCAGUUCCUCACCUUCAGACCUUCGCCUCGUUGACACCAGCCAGCUUUGCGAAAGCUGCGCCGCUCAGAUUUCACCCGUGGGCCACGGCCACAACGCCUCGAGUCCGCAUGCCCCCCAGAGCAACAGCAACAACAGCGGCAACAACGAGAGGAACAAGCCCUCGACAUCUACAUUCACCCCGACAGAGACUCCAGAAGCCUCCUCGAGCGUCAACACAACAGCACCGGCACCGGCUCCAGCACCCACAGCAACAACAGAGGACAUCGUCCAACUGAUCAUGAUAUCCGAGCUGAGAAGCGCCGAAGAAAAGCUGGAGCAGGGACACGCCGACCUCGAGACCGCUAGGCGGGCGUUCGAACACGAACGCCGGGGCGUGUUGGCAUCGAUGCGGAACGCGCGGGAGUCCCUCCGCGUCGCCACGGACGGAUACUGCUAG